Messenger RNA from Gadus chalcogrammus (walleye pollock), 9204 nucleotides. RefSeq lists its product as uncharacterized. The transcript is spliced from 15 exons. Gene Ontology annotation, biological process: immune response. Gene Ontology annotation, cellular component: external side of plasma membrane. Lineage: Eukaryota; Metazoa; Chordata; Actinopteri; Gadiformes; Gadidae. The record is from RefSeq and is a predicted model, not a curated record. Bases 2530 to 5019 code for a protein of 829 amino acids.
ACACAUACAGGUACCUACCAGAGGCGUCGUCAGCCCCUUUUUACUGGGGCACGUGCCCCAGUAAAAGUCUCCAGUGCCCCAGUAAAAUUCCAUUGAUCAUUAUUAAAUUAAUCUGCAGAAGCGCCGCACUCGCUAUGGAAUCGACAGGAUUCAUCAAGUACAUCUCCUGCUGCCUCGGGAGUCUUCAGUCGAGCCUGCCUCUUACCAGCCAAUCAAAAAACGAAAGGGGCUACAUAAAAGCCAAUCAGAAAAUAGCCCUAUUGUAUCUGGGUAAGAUUUAACGCAACAACCAAUGAAAAAAAUCAGUUAUUUACGGAUUCGUCCACGUGACUCUUCUGAAUGUUUCAGUGGUAAAGUGUGUAAAGUAUGACCAAGUGUUUCUUUCUGUUCAAUAGUCUAGAUAGAACUUUAUCAAUCCCCUGUAGGAGAGAUUUGUUAAUAAAACAAUAAUGGUAAAAAAAAUAAGGAAUCUCCCACUUCCGGCUUCCAUGAAAGAGAACCAUACUAAUUCACACAAUAGCGUUGAUGCAAAUCUAGCAUUAAAGGUUAAUUUAAGGAAGUUCUCUCCAGUCACGCUGAAACUAGUUUGCUAGUAGUAGCGCUUUAAUUUGCAGUGUAAGAGAAUUCUGAGAAAUCUGAAUGCUGACAAAAUUCUCAGAAUUCUGACACUGCAAUUUAUUUGCACGCUACGACUAGUGAACUACUUUAAAAAAAACUCGACACUGCGACCAGGCGACAAAUGACUGGUGAGAAGCUUCUUAAAUUAACCUUUAAUGCUAGAUUUGCAGCACUUUAAUUCCCGUCAACUUUGUUUUCUAACACCAGCAUUUCCACAACUAUGCUCAUGUUCGUGACUGCUAUAGGCCUACAAAACCAUUUAUAGUGCAUCUAUUUUUCUGCUGGGUAAUGCAGCUUUAAUUUGGGCUCUGAUUCUGAAUAAAUGCCGCUGCUGAACUGUGUGAAUAAAUAAAGGGAACUGAAAUCUAAAGAAGACACAUGGUUUUGAUGUAGGCCUACCGUGAAUUCCAGCUGAAAGUGGAACAUUGCUGCCAUCAGGGGAAAUUAAUGUAACCUAGGCAUAUUGUAAGUAGCUUUCAAUUCCUUGUUUUUUUGUUGAUCAUGUUUCGUUGGAAACCACGGGAGCUGGAAACAGCCCAGAGUAAGUCAUCUCCUUUUUUAACGUUACAACAAAUUCACAACUUGUUUGACACAAACAAUGACAACUUGAUUACUGUUAAAGAAUGUUGCCCACAUAAUUAGCACCAGUUUUUCAAUACUGAGCGUCUGUAGCCUGUAGUUUUAUAGCACACACACACACACACACACACACACACACACACACACACACACACACACACACACACACACACACACACACACACACACACACACACACACCAUGCGUGCACGCACACACGCGGAAAAUGAAUAAUGAAUGAAAAAUUGUCUGUCUUCAAAACUUGAGGAAGUUUUAGUGGACAAAAACUUCCUUAACACAAAAAAGGAAAUUAUGGAUAUACAGGGUGUUUUUAACAUAUAUGGAUCCAACAAUGUUCCCAACACUGACACAGAUAAUUCAGAUCAUUGCACUCACAAUUCCUGUAAACAGUUGUAGUUGUGAGCGAUCUUUCAGUGUGUCGAGAAGGCUCCACACCUGGCUUAGGUCAACCAUGGGGCAAGGAAGGCUUCACCAACUUUCUCUUUUGUCCAUUGAAAAGGAGCAACUAUGCAAAGUGAGUCAAAGCCACGUUAUUGACCGCUUUGCCACCAUGAAGGCGCGGCGAUACAGCUUAAUAGUGAAAAAAUAAUCAUUAAAAAAGGCUCUAUGCAGUAGUGUAUGGCCUUAUUUAGUUUAAUUUAAGAGCUUUGAUGGUUCUAUAACAUUUUCCAGGUUGAUUGGUGGCAAUGAGCCACCUCACCUUAAGUCAGAAAUUCUAUUAGUUUUAAACCUUGUUUCUUGCCUUUUUAGUACAUGUCGUUCUGGCAAAAUUAUGCUGUUUCCACACAGCUUCUAAAUAAAUAUAGAUGUGUAGACUUCUCCUGAUAAAGAGGUGAAGGUCAUAAAGAGACUUUUUGUUUAUUUGUCAGUUACCUUAUUUGUAAAUCUUUGAGAUGUGUAUGUGUUUAAAUAAAUAUAAUUGUACGGUACUCAUGAAUCCAUCUUUGCGUCUUUACCUUUACCAGUGCUUUAAUAUAGCCUACAAUAUGACAGUGACAAUGAUUUUGAAGCUUGUACAUACCCUUCUGUAUCCAUCUAUUUCAUAUUGUGCACACGUAAAAAAAAAAAUGUUGGCAGUUGGGGGCCUUUGCCCCAGUAAAACUCUAGGUCUAGCAACGCCCCUGGUACCUACAUUGGCGUGUGUUUGCUACGCGAGGGCAGACCACAAACGGUACAGCUUCCUUUUUGCGCGACUCGAGAGGAGACCCGGAACAGGUGGCAGUCUUGGCGCUCGUAGUACACAGCGCUACAACCGCUAAAACCGGACGCCGAUACCCGAGAGAACCUUAUAAUUGGUUGAAAUCAUUAGAAUGUGGUCCGGUUCGGCGCUGGUUCUGCUCUGUGGAGUUUGGACCGUGAACGCAGAAAUCAACUCGCUGACCUACAUCUACACGGCCUUCACCCGGCCCGUCGGCCUGCCCGGCAUCCACGAGUUCUCAGCCAUCGGCCUGCUGGACGGCCGGCCCAUCGACUACUUCGACAGCGACACCCAGGUGAAGGUGCCCAGGGAGGACUGGAUGAAGGAGCGGCUGGACAAGGAAUACUGGGACAGGGGCACCAGCUCCCGGCAGACCAAACAGCAGUGGUUCAAGGUCAGCCUCAAAGUCCUCAACGACCGCCUGAGGAAGAACGACACAGUUAACCACUAUCUCCAGUGGAGACAUGGAUGUGAGGUAAACACUACAGGCUCUGAGAGGAAGAUCAGUGGGAUUGAUCAGUACAGCUAUGAUGGAGACGACUUCCUGUCCUUCGACAGCCAUCACAAGCAGUGGGUCGCCCACAUGGACGGAGCCAUUCUGACCAAGCGCAAGUGGGACGGCAUCCAGCAGCUCAACGACUACACCGACGGCUACCUUCACAACGAGUGUGUCCAGUGGCUGGACACCUUCCUCAAAUACAGGAAGGAGGCCAAUAUUAAGGCCUCACCACCAGAAGUUUACAUAUCCGCCAGGCCAUUUGAGAACAACCUGAAGCUCAGCUGCCUGGCCACAGGCUUCCACCCCAAGGAGAUCACUAUGAACAUCAGGAGGGACGGCCAUUUGGUGGACCGCGACGAUGGUCUGCAGUCCACGGGGAUCCGUCCUAACGGGGACGGGACCCACCAGAUCAAGAAGUGGGUGAUGAUUCCUAGGGGCGACACGGCCAACUACACCUGUGAAGUCAACCACCCUGCGAGCAACAUCCAUGUGGUCGAAGAGUGGGCCUUGCUCACAUCGGUUGCACUGCCUCCAAUCCUUCCGCCGCAAGGCCAGCCAGCACCACCAGAAGUUUACAUAUCCGCCAGGCCAUUUGAGAACAACCUGAACCUCAGCUGCCUGGCCACAGGCUUCCAUCCCAAGGAGAUCACUAUGAACAUCAGGAGGGACGGCCAUUUGGUGGACCGCUACGAUGGUCUGGAGACAACGGGGGUUCGUCCUAACAGGGACGGGACCCACCAGAUCAAGAAGUGGGGGAUGAUUCCUCGGGGCGACACGGCCAACUACACCUGUGAAGUCAACCACCCUGCGAGCAACAUCCAUGUGGUCGUAGAGUGGGCCUUGCUCACAUCGGUUGCACUGUCUCCAAUCCUUCCGCCGCAAGGCCAGCCAGCACCACCAGAAGUUUACAUAUCCGCCAGGCCAUUCGAGAACAACCUGAACCUCAGCUGCCUGGCCACAGGCUUCCAUCCCAAGGAGAUCACUAUGAACAUCAGGAGGGACGGCCAUUUGGUGGACCGCUACGAUGGUCUGGAGACAACGGGGGUCCGUCCUAACAGGGACGGGACCCACCAGAUCAAGAAGUGGGGGAUGAUUCCUCGGGGCGACACGGCCAACUACACCUGUGAAGUCAACCACCCUGCGAGCAACAUCCAUGUGGUCGUAGAGUGGGCCUUGCUCACAUCGGUCGCAUUGCCUCCAAUCCUUCCGCCGCAAGGCCAGCCAGCACCACCAGAAGUCUACAUAUCCGCCAGGCCAUUCAAGGACAACCUGAAGCUCAGCUGCCUGGCCACAGGCUUCCAUCCCAAGGAGAUCACUAUGAACAUCAGGAGGGACGGCCAUUUGGUGGACCGCGACGAUUGUCUGCAGUCCACGGGGGUCCGUCCUAACGGGAACGGGACCCACCAGAUCAAGAUGUGGGUGAUGAUUCCUGGGGGCGACACGGCCAAGUACACCUGUGAAGUCAACCACCCUGCGAGCAACAUCCAUGUGGUCGAAGAGUGGGCCUUGCUCACAUCGGUCGCACUGCCUCCAAUCCUUCCGCCGCAAGGCCAGCCAGCACCACCAGAAGUCUACAUAUCCGCCAGGCCAUUCAAGAACAACCUGAAGCUCAGCUGCCUGGCCACAGGCUUCCAUUCCAAGGAGAUCACUAUGAACAUCAGGAGGGACGGCCAUUUGGUGGACCGCGACGAUGGUCUGCAGUCCACGGGGGUCCGCCCUAGCGGGGACGGGACCAACCAGAUCAAGAUGUGGGUGAUGAUUCCUGGGGGCGACACGGCCAAGUACACCUGUGAAGUCAACCACCCUGCGAGCAACAUCCAUGUGGUCGAAGAGUGGGAUCAGGGCGUUGUUCCUGUUCCACCCCCCAUUGGACUCAUUGUCGGGGCUGUUGUUGGUCUACUGGUGGUGGUGGGGCUCAUUAUCACUGGUGUGGUGAUUAUCCUCAGGAGAAGGAGGACACCAGCGGAAAAAGUUGUCACGAUCCUGCCCGUGCAGAUGGAACACCAGACCCUACUCACAGGUGCCAGCUCUGGUAUCGGCUCUGGUCCCAGGGAUGGUUCCAGCUCCAGUCUGGACCAUCCCCUUAAUACAACUCAGGUCUGAGUCCCGAUCACCACAUCCUGGGGUGUCUUGUUACAUUCAAGACUUCCACUCCUGAUUGCUUGGUUUCUUCUACGCUUUCUUUUAUGCUUCUUCUUUAGUGUUGUAAAUAAACUUCCAAAGCUUUUUAAAUCUUAUUUGGAAAAUAACUUCACACCAUGGUGUGUCUUUUUACAAUUUAUUCGUUACCAGCAUUUGUAGUGUUGAUCAGCAGUGAAAUAGUCCGCUAUAAGACGUUGACGUCGCUUAGCAACGGAAGACGCUGGGGUUGACAAGUUACCGGACUACUACCCAUGCAAGUGAACGGAGCGUUCCACGGCAUUGAGAAGACCCGUGUAAUAAAGGCCUAUAAAAUGUCUGUUUAUGGCAUAGAUUUCUCCUCAAAUUAGGCCAAUAAAGCAAUGAUAACAAAAACAAAAAAAACACAAACGAUCGAUUGUUUAAUUGUUUAACAUGAAUUGGCUAAACAAAUGACCACUGUAGCAUAUUUAAACACAAUUCAAAUUGACCAGAGAAUUAUUUCCAUUGGUCAUUGUCAGUGGCGGCUGCCGAUCAAACAUGUUGGUGGGGCACAGUAAUAGACAGGGGGUCUGAGGUUCUUCCCCCCCCCCCCCCGCCAUCAUUUUUUUGGAAUUUAAUAGAUUUGAUUUCCUGUAUUCUGGUGCAUUUUGGGGAUGGCCACUACCUAUUUACCUGCUUUUCAUUCAGAUUCAUAGCCUACAUCCUGACUUGCAGGGCCUGGACAAGCUUACACUGCAUAUACAGACCUACUUCAUGGCCAUUCCACCAGCCAUUGCUAUUUGACCCAUUGUUGUUAUUCGGAUAUUGAGACAAAUCAUGAUCACUGUCCUAUAGCGUCCAUUUUUCUCAAUGUCUACUUCAAAUGCAGUUAGAAAUAUGGGACAGUUGCUUCAUUUUGUUUAUAUGCUACAGGCCGAAAGACCGAAUUAAUAUGUAACUUACCUGCUCCUUUUAAGUAAAACAUUGCUUGGGGAGUCCAAUUCCUCCACUGAAAAGGGUGGAAAGUGCUUACAACUCUCUGCUAGUUAGCGAUCUAUGACACUGUUGUUUUUUAUUGGUCGUCAUGAAUAAAAACACAAGGGGCAACACUGUUGUUUUUUAUUGGUCGUCAUGAAGAAAAACAUAAGGGCCUGUAAAGACUGUCUUUGUCAAAUAAAACAUGAGGGGUAACUGUCGUUUUUUAUCGGCCAUCAUGAAAUAAACAUAAGGGGGAACACUGUCGAUAUUCAUCAAAUAAAACAUAGGGGGUAACAGUGUAGUUUUUUAUUGGUCGUCAUGAAAAAAUAAAUAAGGGGCAACACUGUUGUUUUUUAUUGGUCUUCAUGAAAAAAAACACUGUUGUUUUUAUCAUAUGAAACGUAAAGGAUAACACUGUCAGUUUUUAUCUGUUGUCAUGUCAUGUCGUUUUUAUCACAUGAAACAUGAGGGGUGAAACUGUCGUUUUUCUUUGGUCGUCGUGAAAAAAAAGAUAAGGGGUAACACUGUCGUUUAUAUUGGUCGUCAAGAAAAAAAACAUAAGGGGUAACACGGUUGUUUUUAUUGGUCGUCAUGAAAAAAAACAUAAGGGGUAACACUGUCGAAAUGUAUCGAAUAAAACAGGGGGUAACACUGUCGUUUUUAUCACAUGAAACAUGAGGGUUUGAAACUGUCGUUUUUCUUUGGUCGUCGUGAAAAAAAAGAUAAGGGGUAACACUGUUGUUUUUUAUUGGUCGUCCUGAAAGAAAACAUAAGGGGUAACACUGUUGUUUUUUAUCAAAUGAAACAUGAGGGUUGACACUGUUGUUUUUUAUUGGUCGUCAAGAAAAAAAACGUAAGGGGUAACUGUCAUUUUUUAUCGGCCGUCAUGAAAUGAAUAUAAGGGGUAACACUGUUGUUUUUUAUUGUUCGUCAUGAAAAAAAACACAAGGGGUAACACUGUUGUUUUUUAUUGGUCGUCAUGAAAAAAAACACAAGGGAAAUAAUAGAAGUACACACAUACAUUUUAAUGUCAUGUAUAUCCUCUUUAUUGAUGAUUGAUUAUUGUGUAUUGUCAUCGCCUCAGUGGUGCAGUGGAGUGCACUCUGCCUUACCCACUGGAGACCGCGACUCAAUUUCUGUGGAAAACGCAAUAUCUAUAAUUUUAAACGUAAUGCUAUCAUGUCUAUUGCAUGUCUAUUGUCAUAUAUAACCUCAGACAUUUAUAAAUUACUAAUCUCAGUGGGAAGUGGAGAGAGCUGUGUGCUAACCCCCUGGAGACCGGGGUUCAAGUCCGGUUGAUGUCCUCUGUUGGAAGACUCUUAUUUCUAUUUCAUGCGAAUUAUAAAGUCAAGUAUAACCAUUGUGAUGAUUUUAUUCGGUGUCUUGAUGGUGCAUUGAUAAGUUCGGAGGUUAAUACUCUAAACAGCUCAGGUUCGGAUCCCCGAAAAAACGUAGACAGGGGUACAACUGUUGUCAUUUAUUGGUCGUCAUGAAAGAAAACAUAAGGGUUAACACUGUCUUUUUUUAUCAAAUGAAACAUGAGGGUUGACACUGUUGUUUUUUAUUGGUCGUCAAGAAAAAAAACGUAAGGGGUAACUGUCGUUUUUUAUCGGCCGUAAUGAAAUGAACAUAAGGGGUAACACUGUUGUUUUUUAUUGGCCGUCAUGAAAAAAAUCAUAAGGGGUAAAACUGUCGUUUUAUAUUGGUCGUCAAGAAAAAAAAACAUAAGGGGUAACACUGAUGUUUUUUAUUGGUCGUCAUGAAAAAAAACAUAAGGGGUAUCACUGUUGUUUUUUAUUGGUCGUCAUGAAAAAAAACAUAAGGGGUAACACUGUCGUUUUAUUGGUCGUCAAGAAAAAAAACAUAAGGGGUAACACUGUUUUUUUUUAUUGGUCGUCAAGAAAAAAACAUAAGGGGUAACACUGUUGUUUUUUAUUGGUCGUCAUGAAAGAAAACAUAAGGGGUAACACUGUCUUUUUUUCUCAAAUGAAACAUGAGGGUUGACACUGUUGUUUUUUAUUGGGCGUCAAGAAAAAAAACGUCAGGGGUAACUGUCGUUUUUUAUCGGCCGUAAUGAAAUGAACAUAAGGGGUAACACUGUUGUUUUUUAUUGGUCGUCAUGAAAAAAAACACAAGGGGUAACACUGUUGUUUUUUAUUGGCCGUCAUGAAAAAAAUCAUAAGGGGUAAAACUGUCGUUUUUUAUUGGUCGUCGAGAAAAAAACAUAAGGGGUAACACUGAUGUUUUUUAUUGGUCGUCAUGAAUAAAAUCAUAAGGGGUAACACUGUUGUUUUUUAUUGGUCGUCAUGAAAAAAAACAUAAGGGGUAACACUGUUGUUUUUAUUGGUCGUCAUGAAAAAAAACAUAAGGGGUAACACUGUUGUUUUUUAUUGGUCGUCAUGAAUAAAAUCAUAAGGGGUAACACUGUUGUUUUUUAUUGGUCGUCAUGAAAAAAAACAUAAGGGGUAACACUGUUGUUUUUUAUUGGUCGUCAUGAAAAAAAACAUAAGGGGUAACACUGUUGUUUUUAUUGGUCUUCAUGAAAAAAAACACUGUUGUUUUUAUCAUAUGAAACGUAAAGGAUAACACUGUCAGUUUUUAUCUGUUGUCAUGAAAAACCCAUAAGGGGUAACACUGUCGAAAUGUAUCGAAUAAAACAGGGGGUAACACUGUCGUUUUUAUCACAUGAAACAUGAGGGGUGAAACUGUCGUUUUUCUUUGGUCGUCGUGAAAAAAAAGAUAAGGGGUAACACUGUUGUUUUUAUUGGUCGUCAAGAAAAAAAACAUAAGGGGUAACACUGUUGUUUUUUAUUGGUCGUCAAGAAAAAAAACAUAAGGGGUAACACUGACGUUUUUUAUUGGUCGUCAUGAAGAAAAACAUGGGGUAACACUGUUGUUUUUCUUUGGUCGUCAUGAGGAAAAACAAAAGGGGUAACACUGUUGUUUUUAUUGGUCGUCAUGAAAAAAACAUAAGGGGUAACACUGUUGUCUUUGUCAAAUAAAACAUAAGGGGUAACACUUUCGUUUUUAUCAAAUGAAACGUAAAUGGUAACACUGUCAUUCUUUAUCUGUCGUCAUGAAAAACCCAUAAGGGGUAACACUGUCGGAAAAACUAUCGUUUUUACCAAAUGAAACAUGAGGGGUUACACUGUCGUCUUUCUUUGGUCGUCAUGAAAAAAAACAUAAGGGGUAACACUGUCGUUUUUUGUC